This is a messenger RNA of Petromyzon marinus (sea lamprey), 9339 nucleotides long. The record is from RefSeq and is a predicted model, not a curated record. NCBI's taxonomy places the organism in Eukaryota, Metazoa, Chordata, Hyperoartia, Petromyzontiformes, Petromyzontidae.
CUGGCCGCGCAUGCGCAGUAGCCCGUCGGCGCUUCCUGCUCGGGGAAGACAUGGCCUCGCCUUGAGGAGGUGUGCAGGCGCAUCCCUGUGAGGAGACACGCGGGCGACACACGCGGUGGCAGGACACGGCCAUUAGACACUGGGGAGUAAAAAAGAACAAUGAAUGUGCUGAAGGAUAACAAGGACGUGGCCUGCUUUUUCACAACAAAGCAUUCAUGGCGGGGGAAGUACAAACGUGUACUCUCCGUGGGGACAUUGGGAGUCGCCACCUACAAUCCAACCACACUUGAAAUCACAAAUCAGUGGCCGUACAAUGAUAUAUGCAGCAUCUCUCCUGUUGGCAAGGGACAGGGUACUGAGUUUAACCUUACAUUCCGUAAAGGCAGUGGUAAGAAGUCGGAGACACUCAAGUUUUCCAGCGAGCACCGGACUGACUUGUUAACUGAAGCCCUCCAUUUUCGGACGGAGUUUGCGGAGGGUAAAAUAGUCGGAAGGCGGUACAACUGUUACAAACAGCACUGGAGCGACAUACGCAAGUCGGUGGUGCUGGAGGUGACGCCAGGUGGUGUAGACCAGAUCGACCUGGUGACGCACCGUGUGCUGUGCUCCUACGAUUACCGCGACAUCGAAGGCUUCACAGAGGUCUCGGACUACCCCGGGGGGUUCGCAAUCAUCUCCGGUGGAUUCAGCCGACUGCAUCUUUUUGCAUCCGAACAAAGGGACGAGCUGAUAAAAAGCGCCAUCGAACAUGCCGCCAACCACAUUGGCAUCGCACUGCGGCUCCGCAAGGAGGCCAUCACCUUUGAGCAGUUCCAAAACAACCGCCUGGGAAAGUUCAGCGCCGACGAUGCCAUCACCUCCCUGGCCGAGUUCAACGUGCAGAAGCUCACAAACCGGCAUUCGGAGCCACAAAGAAGGAUCCUUGCGCUUACGGAGAGCUGUGUGGUGGAGCGUGAUCCUGACACCUACAGCAUCGUCAAUGUCAAGCCUCUUGCCGAGGUGUUCUGCCUGGUGAGUGAUACCGAAAACCCUCAGCUCUUCACCAUUGAAUAUAUCAAGGGACAAAUUAGGAGAUACGCUUCAACAGAAAGGGACUCGCUGCUUGCCAGCAUGCUGGACGGCGUGCGUGCGUCUGGGAACCGUGACGUGUGCGUGAAAAUGCGGCUGACGGAGCGCGGUCAGCGCUGGGGUCUCAUGAGCACGCCCGUGGACGAGGAGGUGGAGAGCACGCACCUGCGCUUCCUCGCCUCGCCGCCCAAUGGAAACUUUGCUGAUGCUGUCUAUAGGUUCAAUGCCAAUGUUUCCUACAGUGGCCUUCUUCAUGCAGUUACACAAGAUAGCUUCUUUGCGGAGAAUAAGGAGAAGCUGAUAAACGGGGCCAUCACAGCCCUGCUGACACAUGAGGGUGACCAGAUGGCCACCAACCCAGAGUUGGAGAGCCAGUUCCAGGCCAUUCGCCGACUCGUCGCUUCCAAGGCCGGCUUCAUGGCGUUUACGCAGCUUCCAAAGUUCCGUGAAAAGUUGGGCGUCAAAGUGGUGAGGGCCCUCAAGAAAAACUGUGAUGGUGUGACUCAUGCAGCCAUUGAUAUGCUGUGCGCCCUCAUGUGUCCCAUGCACGAUGAUUAUGACCUCCGGCAGGAGCAAAUGAACAAGUGUUCCCUCCUCUCCUCCAAAAAGUUUCUCGAGAGCCUAUUGGAGAAAUUCAACACACACGUGGGGCACGGGACAGGAGCGCUGGUGAUCAGCUCUCUGCUGGACUUCUUGACGUUUGCGCUGUGUGCGCCCUACAGCGAGACCACAGACGGCCAGCAGUUUGACCUGCUGCUGGAGAUGGUAGCAGAUAUGGGCCGCACCCUCUUUAGGCUCUUCCAGCAUCCGUCGAUGGCCAUAGUGAAGGGGACUGGGCUGGUCAUGAAAGCCAUAAUUGAGGAGGGGGAUGAAGAAAUUGCCACAAAGAUGCAGGACCUGGCGCUCAGCGAGGGGGCCUUACCACGUCACCUGCACACCGCCAUGUUCACCAUCAGCACAGACCAGAGACUUCUCACCAACAGUAUUCGGCAGUUGAGCAGACACCUCGUUGCUCUUUGGACGUCGGGCAACCCUACUUCUUUAAACUUGAUGAAACGAAUACUGCCAUCUGGUUUGAUGGCGUGCCUCGACUCAGAAGAAAAAGUUUCAGACAAAGACAUCGACAGAAUGAAUGUCAGGGACAACCUGAAAAUCGCUUCAGACCAAUUCUUGAAGAUGAGCAAAGUUCCAGAGUGGCAACGGAUUGCAGGAAAGGCUGCCAAGGGGGUGGAGAAGUUUGCCAAAGAGAAGGUUGACUUUGUGCUCAUCCACUGGAGGGAUCGCAUGGGCAUCACCCAGAAGGAGGACAGAAAUAACCAGAAUGCCAACCAGAAACCUGUUGUCUUAAGGAAAAGGAGACAGAGAGUAAAGGUGGAAUCCAACUGGGAUUUGUUUUACUACAGGUUUAACCAGGACCAUGCGCGAUCUAACCUGAUCUGGAACUUCAAGACGAGGGAAGAGCUUAGAGAUGGCCUGGAGUCGGAGAUGAGAGCCUUCAAUGUUGACCGAGAGCUUGGUAGCAAUGUCACUAUAUCCUGGAACUACCAGGAGUUUGAGGUGCGGUACGACUGCUUAUCGGAUGAAAUUAAGAUCGGAGAUUACUAUCUCCGUCUGCUCUUAGAAGAGGAUGACAGCGAGGAAGCAGGAGCAAUAAAGCGAUCGUACGAGUUUUUCAACGAUCUCUACCACCGCUUCUUGCUCACGCCCAAGAUCAACAUGAAGUGCCUCUGUCUGCAAGCACUGGCCAUAGUGUAUGGCAAGUGCUACGAGGAGAUUGGACCUUUCAAUGACACAAAGUACAUUGUCGGCAUGCUUGAGAGGUGUACGGAUCGACUUGAAAGAGACCGACUGAUUCUCUUCCUUCAUAAGCUCAUCCUCAAUCAGAAAAAUGUGAAGGAGCUGAUGGAUGCCAAUGGAACGAGGAUUCUGGUCGACCUUUUAACCAUGGCUCAUCUUCACACGUCACGUGCGACUGUUCCCCUGCAGAGCAAUGUGAUCGAAGCGUCACCAGACAUGAAAAGGGAAAGUGAGAAGGAGUGGUAUUAUGGGAAUGCUGAGAAAGAAAGACUCGGACCAUAUGGAUUUGAUGAGAUGCAGGAACUGUGGCAGAGCGGAGUUCUGACGCCCAAGACGCGUUGCUGGGCCCAGGGCAUGGAUGGCUGGCGUCCUCUGCACUCCAUCCCACAGCUCAAGUGGUGCCUCAUGGCCACAGGGCAGGCAGUGCUCGACGAAAGCGAACUCGCCACCCUCGUACUCAAUAUGCUCAUCGCCAUGUGCCAUUACUUCCCCAGCAGAGACCAAGAUGAUGCCAUAAUUAGGCCCUUACCGAGAAUUAAGAGGUUGCUGUCAGAAAACAUCUGCUUGCCUCACAUUGUUCAACUGCUGCUGACCUUCGACCCGAUCCUGGUGGAGAAGGUGGCUGUGCUGUUGGGACUGGUGAUGCAGGACAAUCCUCAGCUUCCACGUCUCUACCUCACUGGGGUCUUCUUCUUCAUCAUGAUGUACACUGGCUCCAACCUCUUGCCCAUUGCCAGUUUUCUGAAGUACGCGCACAUCAAGCAGGCUUUCAGAUCUGAAGAGACAAAGGGCCAGGAGCUGGUGCAGCGCAGCAUUCUAGGCCACAUGCUGCCCGAGGCCAUGGUCUGCUAUCUGGAAAACUACCUGCCGGAAAAGUUUGCCGAGAUCUUUCUGGGGGAGUUUGACACGCCCGAGGCCAUCUGGAGCAAUGAAAUGCGGAGGCUGAUGAUAGAGAAGAUCUCGGCACACCUGGCGGACUUCUCCCCUCGGCUACAAAGCAACACCCGGGCGCUGUACCAGUAUUGCCCCAUCCCACUGAUCAGCUUCCCUCAGCUGGACAAUGAGCUCUUCUGCAACAUAUACUAUCUCAAGCACCUGUGUGACACCGUCCGCUUCCCGGACUGGCUGAUCAAACACCCCGUAAAGCUGUUGAAGGACACACUCGAUGCCUGGAAAAAGGAGGUAGAGAAGAAGCCCUCGGCCAUGUCCGUGGAUGACGCCUAUGAGGUGCUGCACCUGCCCAAGGGCCAGGGCGUACAUGAUGAAGCCAAGAUCAGGAAGGCGUACUUCCGGUUGGCCCAAAAAUACCAUCCAGACAAAAAUCCGGAGGGCAGGGACAUGUUCGAGAAAGUGAACAAGGCCUACGAGUUCCUGUGCAGCAAGUCGGCCAAAACAGUGGAUGGCCCUGACCCAGAGAACAUCAUCCUCAUUCUCAAGACGCAGAGCAUCCUCUACAACCGGCACAAAGAAGAGCUGCAGCCGUACAAGUACGCGGGGUACCCGAUGCUGAUCAAGACCCUAACAAUGGAGACCGAGGAUCAGCAACUCUUCUCGAAGCUCUCGCCUCUCUUGCCGGCCGCAACUGAGCUGGCCUUCCACACCGUCAAUUGCUCGGCCCUGAACGCUGAGGAGCUGCGAAGGGAGGAUGGCAUUGAGAUUCUUCAGGAGGCGCUCGCACGCUGUGUGGCUGUUCUCUCUCCAUCCAGUAAAGUUAAUGACAUGCCUGUUCAGGUGUGCGGCCACAUCUGCAGGUGUUACAGUGUGGCUGCACAGUUUGAAGACUGCCGGGAAAAGAUUGCCGAGCUUCCACCUAUCAUACGGGAUCUCUGCAGGGUACUCUUCUUUGGCAAGUACCUUCCUCGACUGGCUACAGUAGCGGUCGAGUGCGUGAGUGCCUUCGCCGUGGAUUAUUGGCUGCAGACGCACCUGCUCCAGGCCGGUGCUCUGUGGCAUCUUCUCGUCUACCUCUUCAAAUACGACUACACGCUGGAGGAGAGUGGUGUUGUGGCCAAUGAGGAAACCAACCAGCAGGAGGUAGCAAACAACCUUGCCAAGCUGAGCCUGCAGGCGUUGAGUAGGCUUGGGGGCUAUGCGGAGGGGGAGGGUGGCACGCCCGAGAACCCUGCCAUCAAGCGCUGCCUCAUGGCCAUGCUCACGCCCUACGUGGCCCGCAAGCUGGGUCAGGGUCCUUCAGCUGAGGUCCUCAAGCUUCUGAACAGCAACUCUGAGAACCCGUACUUGAUCUGGAACAAUGGUACUCGUGCAGAGCUCCUCGAGUUCCUGCAAAGUGAGCAGGACAGCAUGAUCAAGAAGGGUGAAUGUGACAAGUCAUAUGGCUCCGAGUUUGUGUUCAGUGACUAUGCCAAGGAGCUCAUUGUGGGGGAAAUAUUCGUACGAGUCUACAAUGAACAGCCCACAUACACUCUGGAGCUGCCGAAGGUGUUUGCCGCGAGCCUGCUCGACAGCCUGGGCUCACAGGCUCAGUACCUGCACACCCUCAUGGCCAUCAACCAAGACCGCAAGGUGGAGACGGAGCAGCAGCUGGAGCGGCUGAGCCGCGCUGAGAUGGGACUCGAGGCCCUUCGCAACGUCAUCAAGAACAACCCAGGCACGGAGUCUGAAUGCAUCGGCCACUUCAAGCUCAUCUUUUCUCUACUGCGAGUGCAGAGUGCUGGCUCCGUGCAGAAACUUGCGUUGGAGGUGAUUAAUAACGUAGCGAGCAACCAGGAAUGUGUGAACAGUAUUGCCGACUCGCUCGUGCUGGCCAAUCUGCUGCUGUUGCUGCAUUCCCUACUCUCCAGCCGUCAGCUCGUCCUAGAAACACUGUAUGCACUGACUUCCAAUACCAAGAUCAUCAAAGAAGCGAUGGCUAAAGGAGCUCUCAUCUAUCUUAUGGACUUGUUCUGCAACUCAACCAACCCUCAAAUUCGGUCCCAGACUGCUGAACUCUUUGCCAAAAUGACAUCCGAUCGGCUCAUUGGACCUAAGGUUCGAAUCAUCAUGUCCAAGUUCCUCCCAAGCGUGUUCAUGGACGCCAUGCGAGAUAGCCCAGAGGCAGCGGUGCACAUCUUCGAGGGCAUGCACGAGAACCCCGAACUCAUCUGGAAUGACAAUGCCCGCGAGCGCGUGUGCUCCACCGUGCGUGACAUGACGCUCGAGCACUACAAGGAGCAAUUUAACAAUCUGGAUGUAAACUGGAAGCUGCCGGAUGACUUCGCGGUGGCGUACAACGAGGUAGAGGACGAGCUGGUGGUGGGUGGAGUGUUCCUCCGCAUCUUCGUGGCGCAGCCCGGGUGGGUGUUGCGCAAGCCAAAGGAGUUCCUGGUGGCGCUCCUUGAGAAGCUCACGGAGCUGCUUUCCCGGAACAACCCACACGGUGAAACACUGGAAACGGUGACGACAGCAGCCGUGGCUCUGCUUAGCACCCAGCCCCAGCUUGCCGAGCAGCUGCCUCCCCUCGGCCACCUUCCCAAGCUACUGCUGGCGCUGAACCACCGCAAUAAUGCCAUCGCCAAGUCCGCCAUCCGCAUCGUUCACGUCAUCUCCGACAGCGAGCUGUGUGUUCGAGCCAUGGCAUCGCUGGACACCAUCGGACCUCUCAUCGUAGCCAUGCGCAGCCGCACAGACAUGGUUGGCUUGGCGUGUGAGGCGCUCAACAGAAUGUUUCAGAAGGACCAAACCGACCUCGUGGGCCAGGCCUUAAAGGCAGACCUGGUGCCAUACCUGCUGCGGUUGCUGGAGGGAAUAGGGCUCGAAAACACGGAGAAUCCAGCCGCCACCAAGGCCCAGGUGGUGAAGGCCCUCAAGGCGAUGACUCGCAGUCUUCAGUUCGGCGAGCAGAUCACUGAAAUCUUGUCUCGCUCCACUGUGUGGAGCGCCUACAAAGACCAAAAACAUGACCUCUUCAUCUCAGAAACGCAAACAGCUGGCUAUCUCACGGGUCCUGGAGUUGCUGGCUAUCUGACCGCAGGGACAGCCUCCACGAUGGCACCCAGCGCCCCACCCCCCAUUGACACGGAGAGUGGGGAUCACCUGGGAUGAUGUCAUGCAGCCACUCAUGCCAAGGAGGGGCAAGACUGGCAGCACCAUCUACACCAGCCUUGUUAUCUUGAUACACCCAUCAAACAUUUACACUUGUAUACACACAAACAUGCACUGAAGCACACUCACACUUUUACAGCCUCUUGUCAACUGAAGUGUUUUGGGAAAUGCUGUUAGCAAGUAACUUUUUUCGUAAGCUGUACAAUAAUGGAGUUGAUGGGGCCAGACACGCGCGCUGCUGCCUGGGUUACUGGCGAUUGCACACCAUGUCAAGUUGGAGAUGAUCUAGAAGAAGGGCUGCGCAAGAAACAAAUGGCAAUUGCUGCUGAAGUGCAUGGGCAGGGAUCAAACCAGGUAAAUUUAUAUUGCAGAGCAAUGUUGUAACGACCAUCAAGCUUCAUACACACCUAUAUACAUAUAAACGCACAACCACCAGGAUCGUAUGUGACCAUGCCAAGCCUAGCAGUACUGCAUUUCACUUUACAUGGAGCAAAGGAACAACCCACCCCUAUUCUCUAUAACACCAUCCCACGCUUUAAAACAUUGCAUUUAUGAGCCCACUCCCAAUGCACAUUGGAAUAUAGUUCCUCAAGCCACAUGCUGGACUCAGCGAUUACUCACACAGCUAAGAUAUGUAGUUUUAAUGUCGAGUUCUGUUACUGCAAUACAAAGUGGGCUGCAAACCACUAAAUAUAUUUAACAACGGUUAUGCGAACCUUUGGCACUCAUCUUCUGGAAGAGUCCUCUGGUCUCAAAGAGACCCAUUUAACCCACCAACCACAUAUAGACUCCAGAGCAUAACCAUGGCUUCUGCACAUAACUUAUCAUGUACGAGUGGUGGUGCGUCCACUGCUUCAGCUAACGCAAAGCAAACAGAAAUAUAAGUGAAGUUUAGGAGCUGAUCUGCCGUUUAGUGUGCCAUGAGAGUAAAUGCUGCACUUCCAGCAUGAGUUUGCCAUUGGUUUACAAUUUGUAGAAUAUUGCUUGUCUGCCCACAUUGUUUUGUGUGAAGGAGCCCAAACUUUACAGUCAUCAUGUGUGAUGAGCAACAAAUGCCUCUUGUGAUAACGAAAAAAUAAAAACUUGUUACUGCAUGAGCAGUUUACUGUCUUAAGGCAUCACUGGACUUUCAAUGGGAACCAUUGACAAGUGAUGUAAAAUUAAUUAAUGGAGGCCUCUUCACUCGUAGCAUGAGGUGAAGCGCUUGUAACAUUGCGUUUGUCAAUGAAUGAGUAGCAUUUAUAAAGGUGACCUUGUCCUGUCGUUUCAUCUGGUAUGGGUUUUAGCCCAGGGUAUUUGAAAUUACAGUCCUGCAAAAUGGAUGUAAUUGCAAUGACAUAGCCGCAAAGCAAGUUGUUUUGAUGCACCGCAAUUAUGUUCCAGUUAGUGACAAUGUGAAGGACCGUAAGCAUCUCAGAUUUAUCAACACGCUCGUUCGACUUAUCAUUGCGACGAAUGUUGGCCAUGGUUUGCGGGGGAGGGGGGGGGGGUGUACUGAAAUAAAUGGUGGUGGCACUGUUUACAUUAUGUAAUUUAUCAGCCCUAAACAGUACUGCAAUACAGGUUUCCCUCGCUUUAUGUGGGUUUGGUUUGUGCGAUUUCGCGAGUAUGCAGCGAAACCAAUUUCUACCCAAAAUAUACUGUGCGAUUUAAAUUCACUCAUACGGCUAUGCGGUCGGACGUGGGACUAUUGUGUAUUGUUUGCUCUACUCGGCAGGAAGCUGUCUUGCGGUUUUGCUUUUGUGUGCCCUUGUAACGCAUAUACCGCAUAAAUCGGUUGAAACCUGUACCACAAAAAAAACGCAGCAACCGUUAAACUCAUUAAUGAGUCAAAUUAAUAAAUAAAAUUUUACACUAACAUUACAUUUUAAAAAUAAAUUUCCACCUUGCUGCCAAAAUCAAAGCCCAUUUUUUAUGGUGUCAAGGCUUAUAUAAGCAUUAUACCAAUAUAAAAUACUGUGAUUAUAUCCAAACUUAGUGUCUUUGUACAAGCAUUUUGUGGAUUGAAAUUCGUGAUAAUGAGAAUUUGAAGAAUUAUAUUUGCAGGUCUGCCCACUACUUAAUUUAAAAGUGACUUCGUAAAAGGAUGCCAAUGUGUUGAUUUUAACUGUUACAAGAUAAAAUGCAGGACCGUGCAGAAUUAAAGAAGAGCCAAUUGCAUUUGUGUCUAAUAGAACUCACUGGUAAUAAAAGGAUAGCAUUAUAAUAAUGCAGUUAUACGAUUGUUAAUAAAGACAAGGCAAAAUUAUUUUUUCUUGUAUGUAUCAAAUAAUGAUUGGAAAAAGGUUUAUUUUUUUUUCUUUACCAACUGGUGCAAUUGUAGUGUCUUCAAUGUUAUGGUAUCCUGUAAAGAUUUAUAUCUGGAGAAAAUGGGAAUUCUGUUCCCCAUGUACAUACUUUGAUUUUAUGAAUAAACCUGCACUUAGAAUGGAA